Molecule: messenger RNA, 885 nt
Organism: Otolemur garnettii (small-eared galago)
Lineage: Eukaryota; Metazoa; Chordata; Mammalia; Primates; Galagidae
Product: adhesion G protein-coupled receptor E2-like
Exons: 7
Cellular component (GO): membrane
Molecular function (GO): G protein-coupled receptor activity; calcium ion binding
Source: RefSeq, a predicted model, not a curated record
ACAUCAACGAGUGUACAUCGCAUACAGGGGUGUACUGUGGAAAAUUCGCAAACUGCCAUAACAUGAAAGGGAGCUACUACUGCGAAUGCGUCCAGGGAUAUGGGCUCAUUUCUGGGGCUAAACGUUUCCAGAAUGAGAGUGAGAACACAUGUCAAGAUGUGGAUGAAUGUCAGCAGAACCCCAGAAUUUGUGAAGGCCAAGGCAUCUGCACCAACACCCUGGGAAGCUACACCUGCCAUUGCCCACCUGGCUUUGUGUUCAACCCGAUGGCCCCAAAGCCGUGCACAGACGUGAAUGAAUGCACCUCUGGAAAAAACCCUUGCCACAACUCCACCCACUGUCUCAACAAAGUAGGCAACUAUGAGUGCCGCUGCAUCCCGGGCUGGAAGCCGAUUCCCAGGUCUCCUAAUGGCCCAAACAACACCAUCUGUGAAGAUAUGGAUGAGUGCAGCUCCGGGCAGCAUCCAUGCCACGAGUCUGCUGUCUGCGUCAAUACACUGGGCUCAUACACAUGCCGCUGCCGCCCGGGCUGGAAGCCGAAAGCGAGGGUCCCAAACACCCAAAAGGGCCCUGUCUGUGAAGAGAUGCCCUUCAUCCACUGGACCCUGCCCCCAGGUGUCAACAGCCAGAGUCUCUCUGCCUUCUUUGAGAAAAUUCAGGAUCUGGGCAGAGACUUCAAGUCUGACUCAGCCAAUGACACCAUCAAGGACCUCAUACAGCUGGUGGAUGAGCUGCUGGAGACCCCUGGAGAUCUGGAGACCCUGCCCCGCUCACAGCAGCACUGUGUGGCCACUCACCUGCUGGUUGGCCUGGAGGAUGCCCUGAGAAGACUGAGCAAGAACCUGCCCGAUGGGCCGUUGACCUUCAAUUUCUCUACAGGCACAG